Molecule: messenger RNA, 2151 nt
Organism: Acaulospora morrowiae
Lineage: Eukaryota; Fungi; Glomeromycota; Glomeromycetes; Diversisporales; Acaulosporaceae
Source: the annotation of a GenBank genome assembly
AUGCCUUUGAAACAUGCUCUUCGAAUUUCGAAAAGUGCAUCGCGAUACAUACCCAAACCAAUUCAUCCAACUUCUUCAUGCCAAAGUAGAUCAAUUAUAUAUGAACCGAGAAACUUCCCACAUGAAAAGAGCGUGAUGCAACUACCACCUCAUAACCAUAAAAUAAAUGUAUUGCCAACGAAAUUUACACAUAAAGAUUUUGUAAAAAUGAUGGAUCAUGGGGGUGUCGAAAAAAUAUUUGAUAUUAAAAAAAUUUAUCUUCCAGUUUGGACGUGUUCAUUAGCGUUCCAGGCCAAAUAUGAAUUGUAUUAUUAUAAGAGCAACUUUGCAAUGUAUGAAGAGCUCUUUCAUGGCUUAACUGCCACUGGCCCAAUCUGCAUUCAUGGAACUGACAACAAUGAUUACAAAGACUUGAACUUUCAUUACGAGAUUCACGACAGUAAUUGGCAACAGAAGCCACUAGAAAUUGAAGGAACAAAGACGAGAUGGAAAAUGUUCAAGGAAAAGAUGAAGACACAACUUCUUGGUGAAGAGCCUCCGGUAGUUAAUUGGUACGAUGAUCUAAAACCUGCAAGCAACGAAAUCUUUGUCCAAGACCCUUUGGACAAGUUGACACCAAUUGUGCUGCCCUUCAAGACAAAUCCUGUUAAUCUUAUACUAAAGGCACCAAAGGCUUUUAUAGGAAAAUUUAAUGAACUUCCAGUAAAAUCCCAAAUGAAAGAGAAAAUUACGCAGCCAAAAAUUCUUUUAUUUGCACUUUACCCUAUAUACCGACCGAUCUAUGUUUUCUACGUUCAAGCUCUUGGUUUGCUCCGUCUGGAUUCUUUUGACGCGUAUCAAGGAACGCCAACAUUAACUAAUGCUAGUGUUUCCAGAAAAUUACUGGAAUUUUUUGAUUAUCCGAACGGGGGUUACGUUGGCAAUCUCUAUAAUGUUCUUGAUGCCACUCAAAACUAUGUUGACAGCAACAUUAAUCACCAAGAAUUAUAUUCCUCUCCUAUUAAUUGGAAAUCAAGAUAUAUACAAUCUUAUCUCGGUCAAGGUAUUGAAAAUCAGAAUUGGUUACGUUUAUUCUACCGGACAGCAAGAGCGAGAAAUGAUGCGUACUUUUCAUGGCUAAGAUUUCAAAUUAAGAAUCAAUUUUCUUCCAAGGAAUAUAAAAACCCCGAAGAAUAUGCACAAAAAGUCCAUAGACCAAUUCUAUGGAUUUCUCAUUACCGAGGAAAUGGUUUUAAGGAUCUAUUUUACACGACACUGCGGGAACACAUGGUUAAGAACACACCCGCAUGGCUGAAAAAUGUUGAUUUCUCGGAAAUACCAGACAUAAAACCACCUCCCGAGAGAGUUUACGGAGAAGAACGAAAGCAAUCAUCGUAUAGAAAACCGGAAAGAACGGCAUAUGUAAAAGUAGAACAAAAGGUCAAACAUAAGUCAAACCCCAGCUAUGAGGAACCUCAAAAAAAAUCCCCAUCACUGAAUAACACAGAACAGUCAGAUAAGAAUCAACAUAAGUCAAACCCCAGCUAUGAGGAACCUCGAAAAAAAUCCCCAUCACUGAAUAGCACAGAACGGUCAGAUAAGAAUCAACAUAAAUCAAAACCCAGCUUUGAGGAACCUCGAAAAAAAUCACCAUCACUUAAUAGUGCAGAACGGUCAGAUAAGAAUCAACAUAAGUCAAAACCCAGCUGUGAGGAACCUCGAAAAAAAUCCCCAUCAGAUAAGAAUCAACACAAGUCAAAACCCAGCUGUGAGGAACCUCGAAAAAAAUCCCCAUCACUUAAUAGCACAGAACGGUCAGAUAAGAAUCAACAUAAGUCAAAACCCAGCUUUGAGGAACCUCGAAAAAAAUCCCCAUCACUUAAUAGCGCAGAACGGUCAGAUAAGAAUCAACAUAUUCCACCGAAAAAACCACAGGAAUCACAAUCACAAAGGCUUCACGAUCCCAAAGGCUAUUACAAAAUUCUAGGAUUGGAUUAUCUCACCUUAAUUCCAGAUGAUGGCAUAAUUAAAUUGGCUUUUUCAAGCACACUGAGGAAGAUUGAAAGUGGAUAUAUUGGUCAUAUGCAUCUUUCAUCUGAAGAAAAACAGGAAAAAGCCGAGAAGAUACGAAAACUAAUUGAAGCGAGGGAGGCUCUAAUAAAAUGUAAGUAG